This is a messenger RNA of Stegostoma tigrinum, 2663 nucleotides long. It is a transcript of the gene lgi1b, whose product is annotated as leucine-rich, glioma inactivated 1b. The record is from RefSeq and is a predicted model, not a curated record. Lineage: Eukaryota; Metazoa; Chordata; Chondrichthyes; Orectolobiformes; Stegostomatidae. The transcript is spliced from 8 exons. The coding region runs from base 266 to 1894 and encodes 542 amino acids. Gene Ontology annotation, molecular function: protein binding.
UGGGUUUAUAUGUAAGGAAAUGUGAAUGGAAAGUUCUCUAGACUUCAAAGAGUGAACAUUUCAAUUGCAUAAUUUGUGUAUCAUAACAAUGGAGAGAGAGCGAACAUGAAUUUAGUGUGUGAUUAGCGAAUUGUGUAACCACUACAGUUUGAUCAAAACAUUCAAAAGAAGAGUUGCUUUGCCAGAAAGCAAGAAAUUAAAAAAAAUCAAGAAUUGUUUAUAUUCAGGAAAAUUUGGCAGCGUCACUGUGCUGUGUGGAUUCAUAAUGGGAAAUGCUAGUAAAUCUGCAGUAAGAUUCACUCUCUUUUGGAUAUUGAGUCUGUUUUUUUUAAAAAUAGGCGCACGAAGACCAGUAAAAUGUCCUGAAAGUUGUAUAUGUACUGAAGAAACUGCUCAGUGUGAGAACAGAAAAUCGAUUCCUCAGAGUUUUCCCCCAGAAGUAGUUCAUUUAUCAUUCAUGAAGUCUGGUUUCAGUGAAAUUCCAGAAAGAAGCUUUGUGAAUAAAAGGUCCCUCCAGCUUCUUUUGUUCACGUCGAACACAUUUUAUUCAGUUGCUGAUGAUGCAUUCAAGGGUCUCGAUCAUCUGAAAUAUCUUUUUAUAGAGAAUAAUAAAAUCCAGUCCAUUUCAAGACAUGCUUUCCGAGGCCUCAAGACAGUUUCUCAUUUAAGUUUGGCAAAUAACAACAUUCAAACCCUUCCUAAAGACUUAUUCAAAGGCCUGGAUUCAUUAACUAAUAUAGAUCUUAGAGGCAACUCUUUCCACUGUGAUUGCAAACUGAAAUGGUUGGUAGGAUGGUUGAUUUAUACCAAUGCAACAGUUGAUCCGAUCUAUUGUGCAAGUCCAAGGAAGUAUAAUGAAACAAAAAUAAGCCACCUUCCGCUGAAAGAAUUUGACUGUCUUACUGCGGAUUUUGUCAUUUACCAGACCUUGAAAUUUCAGUCCUUGUCAAUUGAAAGCUUCACUUACAUGAAUGAUAUUUAUGUAGCAAUUGCCCAACCUGUGGCUGGAAAUUGUGGCAUCCUUGAAUGGGAUCAUGUUGAAAUGGUCUUCAGGAAUUUCGACAACAUUACUGGCACUUCUACAGUAUUCUGUAAACCACUGAUCAUUGACAAUCAGCUGUUUGUAGUUGUUGCUCGGCUUUUUGGUGGCUCUCACAUUUACAAAAGGGAUAUUUCUGCCAACAAGUUUAUUAAGAUCCAGGAUAUAGAUACUUCAAAAAUCAGAAAGCCAAAUGAUAUUGAAUCAUUUCACAUAGAAGGAGAAUGGUUUUUCGUUAUUGCUGACAGCUCCAAGGGUGGGACUACUACGAUAUAUAAAUGGAAUGGAAAUGGAUUUUACUCUCAUCAAUCAUUGCAUCGUUGGUACAGAGAUAUAGAUGUGGAGUACCUUGAAAUAGCUAACAAGCCACAUUUAAUCUUACUAAGUCUUUUCCAACGACCUGUUAUCUAUCAAUGGAACAAAGGGAGGAAAGAAUUUGUUUGGCGUAUUGAUAUCCCUGAGACAGAUAAUGUAUAUGCAGUUAAACAUUUUAAAAUCAGAGACAAUUUAUAUAUUUGCUUAACAAGAUUCCUUGGUGACUCCACAAUAAUGAAAUGGAAUGUCUCCAUGUUUGUGGAAGUGCAGACAUUUCCAUCACGGGGAUCCAUGGUAUUGCAGCCUCUUAAAUUAAAUAAAUGGCAAUAUGCCAUUCUGGGAAAUGACUAUUCAUUUACUGAGAUUUUUCAAUGGGACACAGCCAAAGGAAAAUUUAUGAAAUUUAAUGAAGUCAUCAUCCAGGCUCCGAGGGCAUUCACUGCUGUAUUGGCUGAUAACCGUGAGUUUUUGUUUGCCUCAAGUUUUAAAGGAAAUACACAAAUAUAUGAGCAUAUUAUAAUUGACACAAGUGCAACAUAAGAAUGCUGACUCUGAUGUAUUUACAUAUUACAAAAAUACUUCUUCAAACCACAGUGAACACUCUCAUUUACUGGAUAUGUUAAUGAAGUCCAUGCAUGUUUUUUUUAUUGCUGUAUUUUGAAAUGAAGGCUGUUUUUAAUUAAUAUCACAAGAAGACCAAUAUUUCAUGUUAUUUUCCACUAAUCGUCUUAUUCAGGUAACAUGUACAAUGAUAAAAACUGAUUCUUAUUGAAUUAAUUUCCACUUACUCAGUUGGCAUUGUUAUGCAAAAUCUAACCGUAGGCAGGGCAAACUUGUUGAGGAUAGCUAAUAAACUUCUGAUGUCAAAUAUAAAGAAACUUCUGGUGUCAUUAUGCUAAUAUACGAUUAGUUGAGCUCUCAUCACCUGAGGAUGUCUUAGUUCAUUCAACUACAACUUAUCUCAAAUGUUAGGAAUUUAUUAUUAGUCUACAAAAUGACCCAUGCAGCAGAAUCACAUUUUAUGAUUGUCUACAGAUCAGGUACUUAAUACAUGAUAAUUUUGUUUUACUGACACUAGUAAGACUAAAUGAAACAUGGAUUAAUUGCUCGUGCCAUAGUAUUUAGUGAAGUCACACAGGUACGAUCUUUGAAUAAAUUUUUGAUUUCCUAGACCAGAGUAAUUGACCAUUUCAUCAUUUCUCUUUGUUCCCAUUUGUUAUUUGACCCAAAUUUAGAAAUUAAUGUUGAUAUUAUCAGUACAUUAUUGUUUAAAACUUUCAUGUGACAUUCUGUUGUUUACUAUUUUAAA